This is a messenger RNA of Phragmites australis (common reed), 798 nucleotides long. Its product is annotated as tetraspanin-8-like. Bases 1 to 798 code for a protein of 265 amino acids. The record is from RefSeq and is a predicted model, not a curated record. Gene Ontology annotation, cellular component: plasmodesma; plasma membrane. NCBI's taxonomy places the organism in Eukaryota, Viridiplantae, Streptophyta, Magnoliopsida, Poales, Poaceae. The transcript has 2 exons. Gene Ontology annotation, biological process: auxin-activated signaling pathway.
AUGGCGAGCCUCUCCAACGGCGUCCUCGGCGCCCUGAACGCCGUCGCCCUCCUCAUCUCCACCGCGCUCAUCGGCGCGGGCGCCUACCUCCUCGGGCAACCGGACACCGAGUGCCAGCGCCUGGUGCGGCUGCCCGUCAUGGCGCUCGGCGCCGCGUUCCUCCUGCUAUCGCUCAUGGCGCUCGCCGGAGCGUGCUGCCGCGCCACGCCGCUCCUCUGGGUGUACGUGACGGCAAUGUUCCUGCUCGUCGUCGGCAUGUUCGUGGUCACCGCCUUCGCGUUCGCCGUCACCAACAAGGGCGCCGCCACCGCCGUGUCCGGGACCGGGUACGGGGAGUACCGGAUCGGGGACUACUCGGACUGGCUGCGGGACAGGGUUAGGGACUACGAGACGUGGCGGCGGAUCGAGAGCUGCAUGGUGGACGCGGGCGUGUGCGGUGGUUGGGUCGGCGGCGUCGACGGCGGGAUCAGCGCCGGCGAGUUCUACCUGCUGCACCUCCCGCUCGUUCAGUCCGGCUGCUGCAAGCCGCCGGCGUACUGCGGGUUCGAGCCCGUGAACGCGACGUUCUGGGCGGCCCCCGCCUCCGGCCCGGCCACGGCGGACGCCGUCGACUGCCGGGCGUGGAGCAACGACCCGCGGGUGCUGUGCUUCCGGUGCGACGCGUGCAAGGCCGGCGUGCUGGCCACCGCCAAGAAGAACUGGAAGGCCGUGGCGACUCUCAACGUCGCCGUCCUUGCGCUCCUCAUGCUCGCCUACUCCCUCGGCUGCUGCGCCAUUCGCAACAACCACCGGUACUGA